AUGGCCACAACCCCAACGAUUCACCCAAACCCGCCCCAGCGUUCCGACUCCGAUGUCUCUCCCAGAACAGUCAACCCUCCCAAGAACUCGGCAUCAGAAGACGCAAAGACCGAUUACUUCCCAGAUUCCAACACAGCCGAUGGGUCCAAUACUAGUGUCCGGGCCAGCGACGGUGACGAUUCAUCUGCUCGGAAGUCAAGCAUAUCCUUCGCACAAGAUCCUCGACGCAGCUCAAGCUGUGAAAGCAACCAAAACCCAGCACCAGGCCAGGACUCGUCGAUCCAAAGGAAAUCUUCCACUGGCUCUGUCUCUUUUCGUAGAAUGACAAACCCUCAACUUCCCCAAGGAAAUCCUCAACAGAUGAGCAACAGUCGCAUCCGUGCGAGCUCACCGAACCACUCAAGGACAAUGGCGACGCUAACCGAGACCCCGCCCGAUAGAUUCAAGAAGCAUGUCGCAUUUGACAAUGUUACAGCCGGCGAACCGACUAAGAAUAAUGCUAUCUCAUUUACGCUCAAUGUUCGACAUAAGGGUUACCAGGCUAGGCGUAGGUCGCGAUGUUUCAUGGUUGGGGUUGACGAGCAUACCUACUCCGAUUAUGCGUUGCAGUGGCUGCUCGACGAACUGGUUGAUGAUGGCGACGACGUUGUUUGCGUGCGAGUAGUCGAAAAAGAACUGCGUCUUACGGACAAGCAGUACAGGGAAGAAGCAGACUCGGUUAUGAAGGGAAUCGUUGCUCGGAAUGGUAAUAACAGAGCCAUCAACAUUGUCCUUGAAUAUGCCGUGGGCAAGUUACACACGACUUUUCAACACCUAAUCCAAAUGUACCAGCCUGCAAUGCUCAUUGUGGGAACUAGAGGACGCACCCUUGGUGGUCUUCAAGGCCUGGUCAACACCCGCAACUCAUUUUCCAAAUACUGUCUCCAAUAUUCACCUGUCCCAGUGGUUGUGGUUCGACCUACCGAGAAACGCAUUAAGAAGAAGGCCAAACGUGCCAAUGACUCUGCCCGACAGACCUACGUGAGCAUGUUGGCUGCAAAUGCCGGGAAACAUGAGGCCGAUAGUGAGGCAAGUAGCAUUUAUGAGCUGGAGGUCCACAACUCGCCCGAUGAAGAAGCGCACCAAGUCGCACGUGCUUUAGGACUGCCUGCAUCUUUCGAUCCUACGAUUAAGCCCCUCAACCAUAGCCAAAUAUCGAGCCGCAGAUCCCCCGACCCUACUGCUACUGCGGGCCCUGUCAAUGAGUCGUCGGAGAACCAGAGAGUUGUCAAAGACGAUGUCAGUGUCGCCGCUGAGAGCGAUGACGAUGAUGACGACGACGACGACUCUGGAGAGUUUGAAGUUGCGAGCGGGCAGCAACUAUUGGACAGGCAGAAGAUGGAUCAGCUUCAUAAGAUGGAGGUCGGUGAAGCAGCAGCGUUCAAGAUGAAGAUGAAGGGCAAGCAGAAACAAGGAACAGACGAGAACAAUGAUAAGAAUAGCACGGGAGUCGAAGUUGCCGGAAGCCACGACAAAUCCUUUCAGGAGAAUAACCAGCAUCCUCAAGUUGCUCAGCCAGAUUUAGAAGAAAAAGGAGGACUCUCAUCUCUGGAAGAAGAGGGCGACACGACCGAACUGCAACAUCUGGAUGAUUUACAAAAGCGCACGGCCGGCUCCAACAUAGGGGUUCACUCAUCGCGAGGAGCUUGUCCAACCUUCGAAAAGCCGGAUGCCGUUUCGAAGACUCUCCAGGUACCUUCAGGUGGCCAGAUUCGUACGUCGUCCGCAGGAGACGAAGGAUCAGGUACCCUUGUCGAUUCCUCAUCUAUGGAGAUGUCUACGUGGUCGAAUGUCACGGCACCUCGACGAGAGGUCCAAGAUAACGGCGCCGAUGGUGAUGGCGACGGCGAUGGCGAUGGUAAUGGGGAUGGUAAUGGCGAUGGUAAUGGGGAUGGUGAUGGCGGUGGUGAGGGCGGUGGUGGUGGUGACGGUGCUAGUAGCAACAAUAACGACAACGAAGAGAAUGAUAAUGCACCACCUAAUGAGGCAGAUGCGAGGCCUCGUCCCAGCAGAAUUCAAAGAAUGUGGCCCUUUACUCGCUGCGGCGAAGACGCCUGCGAAAUCCAACCCCGCCCUGUCACACUCGCCUCGUCCAUCGCCGCCCUCCCGUUCCUCCUCAUCUGCAUCUCGACAUCAAUCCUCGUCGUUCGACAUGUCUUUCCCCGCCUGAGCAGCGAUGCCGAUUCUCGCGACGGCGAAGAUCACGUUCUACCUACACAUGCACCAGCGUGUCUGCGACAAGCCCACGCUGAACAUGGUGCCAAGAGCUGGAGACGGCGCGGCGCAGCCUGGACGUUUGGUCUUACUGUGGGAUUGGCCGCUACCUUGGGCGCGCUAAUCAUGGACGAAAUCAUCGAAGUUGUUAACGCCGACUCGAGAAAUUUGGCUUUGAGAAUAACGGUGCCAAGCUUGCUGUUCUUGCUGGUCGUGUUGGUACCUUGGCUGGAGUGUCGAUCGGUUGUUUCGAGUGCUGGAUGGAGUUUUCAGAGGACUGCCAAGGGAAAACUUCCUCGAGUCGCCUGGGGAUUACAAAUUUCUCUGUUUGUGGGAUGGUUGUUCGCCUUCUGGUCCGUUGGCCAGGCUGUUCCCGAGGGAGCGAUGCGCAGGACGAGCAUUGCGAGUGGAAGCCUGUCCGAGAUGUUGACACGCGGAUGCCUGGAACGUAUUGGUGUCGUUGGUAUUUCACUUAUGGCUCUACUGUCUGGCUUCGCUGCUGUUUCCUCACCGUGGCAGGCAUUCAUGGAUCUUACAGCCCGUCGCAAACGACCCGUUUCAGAUGCUGACGUAGCGAGAAAGCAAGCUGGGCUGGAUGCUGCCAACGAAAUGCUUCUCACCAAGCGUCAUCGCUUGCAAUAUCUCGAACGCAAGACAUCUGGUCCUCAGAUUGGCGCCUCUGCCAAGGGUAGUGGCCUUGUUGGCAAAGUCAUAGGUUCUCUACGUGGUCCAACUGGUGAUGAGGCAGAGAUGCGAUCGCUGCGCUUGGAAAUUGCUGGUCUCGAGACGAUGGAAGCCAACCUGGCUUCGGGAGUUUCUCUCCUCAAGAGCCACCGGGCUGCCACAGUUCGCGCUUCAACAUCCAUUGGACGAAUUCUUCUCAUUCCCUCGCAACUCUUCAGCCUGUACUGUGUGUAUCGCAUUGGCGCAACUACAAUCACAACUAUUCGCCGAGCAUAUUCACCCACGUCAAGUUUCGCCAACACGGAUCCCAUCAACCGCUUUCUUAGUAUCCUUGCGCGCCAUUGGGAUCCCAAGUUGGAUCAAUUAGCAUGGGCACGCCUUAUCAGCUUUGCCCUCAGCGGCGUCAUCCUCCUCGCCAGCGCCAACAGUGUGGUCCAGACGUUUCACCUGUUUGCUAAAUGGACCCCAGGGCUGCUCCGUCAAGCACAAGCGAAUCUGGCGCUGGUCGUCGGACAGAUUGCUGCGACCUAUGUCAUCUCUGCUUCACUUCUCCUCCGCAGUCAAUUGCCGUCUGCCUUGGGCUCGGCAGUUGGGAGCGUGUUGCGAGGUGCCUUGAGUCCCGCAUUUGUGGAUGGUUGGUUUGAGGGCUGGUUCCUAGUAGGCAGCCUCAUAACAGCCAUUGGUAUCUGGAUAGGCAGAAAACUCGGAGGCGAUGACGAGUGGGAUGAGUACGGCAUGGAAGAGAUGGGCGCCAAAAUGUCGUAG
Molecule: messenger RNA, 3702 nt
Organism: Fusarium tjaetaba
Lineage: Eukaryota; Fungi; Ascomycota; Sordariomycetes; Hypocreales; Nectriaceae
Exons: 6
Coding region: 1-3702 (1233 amino acids)
Cellular component (GO): membrane
Source: RefSeq, a predicted model, not a curated record